This is a messenger RNA of Beta vulgaris subsp. vulgaris (sugar beet), 4987 nucleotides long. RefSeq lists its product as uncharacterized. The record is from RefSeq and is a predicted model, not a curated record. The transcript is spliced from 6 exons. NCBI's taxonomy places the organism in Eukaryota, Viridiplantae, Streptophyta, Magnoliopsida, Caryophyllales, Amaranthaceae. Bases 367 to 1791 code for a protein of 474 amino acids.
GACGUCAAAGUUAAAAGAGAGCUGCUAAAUGCAAAUGUAAUUUUUCUGCAAAACUUUCUUCCUUUACAAAGGGAAAAUUCCAAUCGAGCCCUAACCAUUUCAAUCCGUAGAAAUUUGCGCUAAUUUUCGAUUGUAAAGGAAAUUCCAUUUCUCUCUACAUCCACAUUCAUCGAAUUCCAGUUCUAUAUCUAAAUUAUUUAAUUUCGUCUCCAGCAUCAAUUCAAGUUAUUUUUCGCAGAUAAGAAGAGUGAGCGGAGAAUAAAUUGAAGAUUUUUCUCGACGAUUCCCAAAUUUUGAAGUGGUUGUUGCUAAGAAGUUUGUUUUGUAUCGAUCUUCUCCUUGCUGAAUUCGGUUGGUGUCUGGUUCAUGGCAGGCAAUGGCCUGCCGACUUUGGGCCGUGUAAAGCUUGCUGAUCUGGAAGCCAAAGAAGGCCUUCCUUCUGAUUCUUACAAAGUAUCUGUAUCAACUUUAUGUCAGUCCUUAGCUCAGUACUCGGCUGCCAUUGUUCAGCUUCCUGCUGGAGAUGGAGCUCUUUUACGAUCUUGUCUGGAAUCUGCACGUCUCUACUUUCACCAUAGACCAUCAUAUCCUUCUGAAGAUAUGAUUCAUACCAAUGAGUCGCAAGAGUGGUGCAAGACAUCUGGGUAUUAUGCAGAUCCGCAGCUCUGGCAGGAAAGUUAUGAUUUUCGACCUGGUUUAACGCCAGCGGAACAAGGGAAUGAUAUUGACUUUUCUCCAGCUGGUUUGGUUGAUAUUUUUGCGUUGCUUGGAAAAGCGACCAGGGUUAUAUUAGAUGCCAUAAGCUUUAAUUUGAGCCUGCGCAGCUCACCUUUUACUGAGAUUCUUGACAAUGUACCUUUGAGAGGCAGAGAAAUAUCCUCUUCUGUGCUGUCUGUCUGCUGUCAGGCUAGGCCUACAUUCCAUGGAGCACAACAUCAUAGCUUAACAAGCCAAGAAGAUGGUAGUUUGAUCAUGUUUUCAGAGCAUGAACAUCCAGCAGAUAAGAGUCUAAUAUCUAUUGUGAAAUCAGAUAAACCUGGUUUGCAUAUAAGAGAUUUCCAGGGUCACUGGGUUCUUGUGGAUGGAGAUCUUGGCCCACUAGAAGCAGUUGUUUAUCCUGGACUAGCAUUAUAUCAGGCAACUGCCAGUUACAUCAACCCCGCACUUCACAGAAUCGAGAUCAGCAAUCCCCAGAAUGACAUUCAUGGUCGAUGUUCUGUAACAUUCAAACUUAUGCCCAAAUCAAUGACUAAUCUAAGUUGUUCGGAGAUGAGAGCUGCUGGUCAUGGAGUUGAAGCGCAGUUCCAGAUUCCAGUGCCAGUUGAUGACUUUAUGCAAAGACCGCAUCCUACUGAUAAUCAUUUGAACCGACAGAGUGUGCCAAGUUUUAAUUUCCCAACUGCACAUGACGGAACAAUGAAACCCUUAAUUAAGAGAAGGAAGAACAACUCAAAGUGCAAACCGCUGCCACCUUCCAAACGGCUACGGCUUGAGGCACAAAGAGUUCUUAAAGAGAGAGUUCAGGAGAUUGCAGAUAAGAAGGGCAUCAAGUUGAGAUUCUGCAGCCUGAAGGAGUGUGAAAAUCAUAUUCAUUCACUUGAUAGUCCUUGUGCUAAUAUUAGAAUGGAGAUCGGGUGGCCACCAGGGGUUCCAUUUGUUCAUCCCCAUGAUCUACCUAACAAGGCAAAGAUGGGUUUUCUUGAGGCUUAUGAACCUGGUUGGACAAUAACACACGACAUGGAUUUGAGUCUCAUAGAUCCUGGACAGGCAACUCAACAUUCUGGUCACUGAAACGAUCGAGAACUGUUUUUCUCCACAAAGGAUGCUGUAAACAAAAACCACUCAGAAAGUUGCUUUAAGUCUUCUUUCAUGAAAUCACUAAGAGGACAUGAACACAAUCUCUCUAAGAUCGUGGAAAAAUUACAGGAUUGGUCAAAAUAACAAUUCUCGUAAUAUCUGAAAAUAAUAAACACAUUAUAGCUUUAUGAAUAAUAUGCCUAGUUGCUCCUAAACCACUUAGAGAUAGUGUAAAUCUUUAUCCUUAAGUAUCCUAUUGCAAGUUUGCAACAAAAAAGUCUUGAAAACACAAGCUCAACACAACCAGAAAUGUAAAUGGGAACCUCAAAACACUAGUAAUAGUAUCUUAAAUCACAGUUAGUCCAGUUCAAACACAAAGUUCAAACACAAAAAUUCCCAUUUCCCUUUUUUCACGGUAAUUUAUGCAAGUAGAAUCUAAGAGGGAUAAUAAAGCUUUUUUGUUUAUUUAAAUAAAUGUUGUAUGGGAAAAGAUGAUUUUAGGAGAGAGAAUGGAGAAUAAUUGGUGAAAGAACAUUAAUUGUAACAUUUUGGUUGAAUAAACAAAAGAAAAAACAAAAUUCAAGAAUCAAAUAGAUGAUGGGACACGGUUUUUCUAGACAAAUUACGGAAAAAUGUAGAACUAAAUAUGGAAAUGGGAACUAUAUUUUGGGACACCCAAAAUGGAAAUGGGAACUAUAUUUUGGAACGGAGGGAGUACUAAAUAGUGCAUUACAGUGAAGCUAAAACAGCUUCCAUAAAAGAUUUGUUAAAUUAAGACAGAAAUUAGUAAGCCCAAUAGGAACUUAAACCAAAUUGACUUUGUGACCUUCAUUAAAUGUAAACUAAGCAGCCUGACAACACUCACUGUAGCACUUCUCCAUCGACUAGAAACAACGAACAACAACAAUGUCAGGGCCUUGAUUCCAAAUGAGAUGGGAUCGGAUGCAUGAGUCAAGAUUAUAUAUCUCAUGAACAUAAUGCUUCAUAUUGUAACUCAAAUCCUCUAUCCAAAUCAUCUUUGGCUUCCCUUGACAUCUAAAAUCUUCGGCAUUCCAACUUUCCACUAUCCUCAUCAGUGCAUUAUGUGCUUGAUAUCUCACAUGCCCAAACCACCUUAAGCGGUUCUCUCUUAUAUUAUACAACUCCAGCCCCCAUUGAAAAUCUUUGUUCCAAAUUUUUUUUAAUGUCUUCUCACAUCCAUUAUAACAUACACAAACCCAUAAAAUAAUGGUGGUGUAACAGCUUAGAAUGUUUUUUCAACCUUAGAGCUACAUUACAGUCACACAAAACCGCUCCCCAUUUAACCAACUUAAUGUAUUGUGUGAAUCAUGUCUUGGUUAGUAUUACCAUGCCUCUGUAAAAUCGACCAAAGGUACACUGAUGCUAAACUCCUUUCUGUCCAAUAUUAAAAUUGCACUGCAUGUACUCCAUUUUGCUUUCACUUAUCUUAAUCCUCAAGUUUCUAUUGUUUGUCUCCUUCGCUCCAAUAUAUCAUUAACCUCAUCUCUAAACUCAUUCAUAGUACAAUAUCAUCCUCAAACAACUACACCACGAUAUAUCAUCCUGGAUAGCCCGUGUUAUUCAAUUGAUCACAGAGAAUAAGACUUAAAUGCAGAUCCCUGAUGUAAUGCUAUCAUGAUAUGGCUGGACUCAGUAUCAAUUCUAGACUACAUUUUUGCUUACUUUUGCGGCCUAUAUUGUGCUUUAGAAGUUUCAGUCCAUAAUGUCCCAGGCACUUGGAUAUUGCUACUUGUGGAUCAUGGUUCAGAUCAUGCUGGAGAGCAAAUGUCGUUCACUAUGACAUUAUGAUGAAAGUAUCAGAUGUUUUUAUUGAUAUCCAAUCCAGCAAUUAUUGAUGAAGAUAACUUCAUGUGGCAUGUAUGUGUUCCACUUCCAGCCACCCAGAUCGAGUUUCUAACUUUAUUGGGCUGCCUUCAAAGACUCCUGGGGUUCUAGUCCUUAGUUAUGGGCUUAAUUGUGGACCCUGUAUCACUUCAGUUCAGGUCUAUGGUGGUGAUCUAUAUAAUAACAAAAAUCCUCCUUUAACCUGUCCAGAGUAAGAUCUCAAGGACUUCAUACCUGUUUCCUACUGGAACUGGAACCAUAAGCUAGGAAAAGAUAAAAUGCAGAGAGUAACAUUAAGAUAAAUUAAAUAACAUGUGGCUGGAUCAGGUGGUGAUUGGGGCCUUGCCGGCCUUCAUCCUUCAACAAACAGCUAUAAGACACUCCUAACCAUAAUAUGACAUGCCUACCAAACUUAGGAUCAAGACUAACUAACUUACUUGAACACCAACCAAACUAACUGAUGGUGUCCACACCUGAAAUCCAACAAUCUCGGCAAAACCAUUUGUACAGUUUAUUGAAUCAACAAAACAAACUAUUUAAAGUACCAAUCAACUUGCGGACGUUUUUUAGCCUUUACUUUCAUGCUAGCUUGAGCGCUAAGUUUCAGUUUCUUGUUCUCUCCAGACAACUGAUGUAACAAUGUCCAACCAAUCCAAGGUUGUAUAAGUUGUAACUCAAAAGAACCAACUCCACUCGUUGGCUGCUUAGGACUAGCAUUUUCUUAUGAAGGAUCUCUAUGGGAUUCCUUGUACUUACUCCUGGAUCAGUGAUAAAUACGGGACCUGGAACCAGUUUUAAAUAGUCCAUAAUUGACCAAGACUGGCCUGGUUCUUGAGCCACUUCUAUCAUUCUAUGAAACCAUGAUGGUUCAGUUUGGUCAUAGCUUUUCUCAUGAAAUAUGUCUCCAUCUUGCUCACCACGGUUUAGCAGCUGAUCUUCUGGGCAGCGGCAAAUUUUGGUGGCACUGAUAUUGAUGGGUUGUUCUGAUAUGCGGCAUAGAAUGACCAACUUCGGAUCCCAGCAGAUCUCACGUCAGUUUAAAUGGUAUCGUGUGCUCUUACAUGCACCUUUCCUGCAUCAGUCGAAUAUCAAUGAGACAGUUUUCUCGUGUUCAGGAUCCAAUACCUCCUCAUACUAUUUGGUCGCACCAGGUAUCCGAAGGGCUGCUGUCAUAGUUGAAUGUGAGCUAUAUUAUUAUUGUAAAGUUUUUUUCUUUUCGAAUACAAGGAAGCCAACCUAUGGAACUCUUCUCUCAAAAAUUAAAUCCCUAAGUUAUCAAAAUACAUCAGGAGCUAUAUUUACAACAAGAAGCUAUUUUAACUUCUACAUGACUACAUGUGACAUA